CAGGCCGUGAAAGCAUGGCAGCUGAGGAGGCAGAGGUGGUUUCACCUCUGGUUGUGGACACAGCCCCAGACACUUCAGGAACAGCCGCGGCCUCUCUAGCCGCAGCGGUGUCUGCUGCUGCGGCAGCGGCCAGGACCGGAUCGCAAGCCCAGAUUUCCAAGGCCGCUCUGGCUGCUAAGCUCAUGUCGCUCAGCGGCGUGUUCGCCGUGCACAAGCCCAAAGGGCCCACUUCAGCCGAGCUGCUGAACCGGCUGAAGGAGAAGCUGCUGGCAGGUACCCGCCCGGAAGCUGGAUUGCCAUCUCCAGAAUGGAACAAGAGGCAAAAGCAGACAUUGAAAGUUGGACAUGGAGGGACACUGGACAGCGCAGCGCAAGGUGUUCUGGUGGUUGGGAUUGGAAGAGGAACAAAAAUGUUGACCAGUAUGUUGUCGGGGUCCAAGAGGUAUAUCGCCACCGGAGAACUGGGGAAGGCCACGGACACACUGGAUUCUACCGGGAAGGUAACAGAGGAGAAGCCAUAUGAUAAAAUAACACAAGAAGAUAUCGAAGGCAUUCUGCAGAAGUUUACUGGGAAUAUAAUGCAAGUACCCCCCCUCUAUUCUGCACUGAAGAAGGAUGGACAGAGACUCUCAACGUUAAUGAAGAGAGGCGAGACUGUUGAGGCCAGGCCGGCCAGGCCAGUGACUGUUCACAGCAUCUCCCUCCUGAAGUUCCAGCCACCAUUCUUCACGCUAGAUGUUGAAUGUGGAGGAGGCUUUUACAUCCGAAGCUUGGUCAGUGACAUUGGCAAAGAACUCUCUUCCUGCGCCACCGUGCUGGAGCUGACCCGCACCAAACAGGGGCCCUUUACACUGGCACAGCAUGCGCUCCCCGAAGACAGAUGGACCAUCGAUGACAUCGCACGGUCCCUCAAGCGCUGCACGUCCCUUCUGCCAGAGGAGCUGACGUUUAAAAAAUCCAAAUCCGAGCCGUCCAGUGACCAGGCCUUAAGCUGUGGGUACAUAACUCUAAGGGAGACAAAGAGAGAAGACGACACAGUUAAGACGCUUUGAGCCCGGCCGGGGAGGAUCAUUUCCGGGUUGGUGUAUAUCCUGACCUGACCCAGGAAUGCCCACACACUUCUUCAGGUCUUUGCAAGAUGUUGUAAUGUCUCUGAAUGAUGGAUCUGACUGGAUUCAGAUAAAUAAGUUUUCUGAAUUUGAUCUUCCCUUAGUCUUUUUCCUGUGAAAAAGUUGAACAGAAUUCUGAUCACAGAGGACUGAGGUCUGAGCUGCAGGUCCCACAGAGGUAUCAUAUCCGCUCUGUCAGACUCGGGGAGGGCGCUCAUUGUUCUGAAAUCCUCUGAAUAUUCGAAGUGCUCAGUGCUGAGCCGUCCGUGUGCUUGCAGAGCUGUGGCUGCUGGGAAGUGCCGGUGGGCUGAAGUCAUCUGUGACUGUGUUUCUUAGAUCUUGAAAUGAAACGUUUCCCUAAUAAAUAUUUGUGAGUGCACAAACUCCUGCUUCGACCACUGGCAGAGUGGAAAUAGCCGAAGAGGUGAUUCAUUCCAUCCCUAUUUUCAGCAGAGUUCGGCUCCUGGAGCUGUGUACUCUGUGGCAGCUAUUUCUGUGGUCAGCCACAUGGUGUCAAGUUACUAAAAAGGGAUCUUUCAGAAUAUAAACUAAAGGGUGUAUCUUGAAUUAAAAUUCUCUGCUGCCCGUU
Molecule: messenger RNA, 1698 nt
Organism: Rattus rattus (black rat)
Lineage: Eukaryota; Metazoa; Chordata; Mammalia; Rodentia; Muridae
Gene: Trub1
Product: TruB pseudouridine synthase family member 1
Exons: 8
Coding region: 15-1052 (345 amino acids)
Biological process (GO): tRNA modification; mRNA pseudouridine synthesis
Cellular component (GO): mitochondrion
Molecular function (GO): RNA binding; pseudouridine synthase activity
Source: RefSeq, a predicted model, not a curated record